Molecule: messenger RNA, 1260 nt
Organism: Schizosaccharomyces osmophilus
Lineage: Eukaryota; Fungi; Ascomycota; Schizosaccharomycetes; Schizosaccharomycetales; Schizosaccharomycetaceae
Gene: iws1
Product: transcription elongation factor complex subunit Iws1
Exons: 1
Coding region: 1-1260 (419 amino acids)
Biological process (GO): poly(A)+ mRNA export from nucleus
Cellular component (GO): nucleus
Source: RefSeq, a predicted model, not a curated record
AUGUCUGAAUUAGACGGCCGCGAUGCUGAAGUACGGAGUGCUGAAGGAGACGCAAAUCGUGAUGAUGCCGCUGAAUCCCAGCAAGAACCUUCAUCACAUAGCGAGGAACCUACUCGUGAAAAUGCAAAUAUAGAUUUUUCAGAAGACGAACUCUCAGAUUUGGAUGAAGAUCAAUUCGAAAAUUUUGAUGAAACGAAGAUUGGGCGUGAAGCCGAUGAUGAACCUACCAUUUUCAAUUUGCCUUCAUUCAAGAAAAAGCAAAACUCAGAAGAUGUCAAACCAGGCAAAGUGGAAAGCAGCAAAAAGGAAAGACGUGCCCGGAGAGGCAGGUCGCGUCGUUCUGCUCAACGAGGAGCUUUAGACGAACUUGAAGAGUUGGAUGAAGGAGAACGUCGUCCUGUAGUAGAAGAAGCCCCUUUGGAUCCUUCUGUGGCUGCUAAGCGACAAUUGGAUAUGCAAAUAGAUGCAGUUUUGAAACCAGUUCGUCCAAAAAAGCGCUCAAACGAAGACAAUUUGGAACAGUUAGCCGAUGAUGAAGUCCUUCGUUUACGCGAACAAAUGCGUUUAGCCGCUUUACGGGAUGCAGAGUUGAAUUCGGAACGCCUUCCAGCAACUGAAAAGCUAAAAAUGCUCCCUCUUGUAGAUUCCGUUCUUCGGAAAACUCAUUUGUAUGAUACUAUUCUUGAUAACAAUUUGUUGGAUUCUGUGCGGAUGUGGUUAGAACCAUUGCCCGAUAGAUCCCUUCCGGCACUCAAUAUCCAACAGUCUUUGCUCGAUAUAUUGGUUAAGCUUCCUAUUGAAACGGAACAUUUGCGUGAAAGCAAAAUUGGUCGUGUAAUCUUAUUUUAUACAAUUUCUAAGAAGCCUGAGCCAUUCAUUAAGCGCAUUGCAGAUCGUCUAGUUAGUGAAUGGAGUCGUCCCAUCAUCAAGAGAAGUGCUAACUACCGAGACCGUGCCGUUGGUAUCGCUACCUUGAACCCCGAGCUCAUAAACAUGCGUCGUCGUAGGGAUCUUGCCAUUGCCGAAGACGAUGUCAAUAAUCCCACUAGCAGAAUUGGAAGAACAGUUAUUCCUCAGUCCAUCGAUUCUAGAUACCAAGUUGCACCCCGAGUUCGUCUCAAUCAAAACGGAAUGUCUGUGGCUGGUCGGUUGAAGCCUGCUGAUACAGAACAAGUCCGAAAACUGAAGGCUAAAAUGAAGGCUAUUCGCAGUAAAAGCGCAAAGAAAAGCGGAGUUAGUAUUGAAGGUCGAGGUCUUUAA